This is a messenger RNA of Fusarium redolens, 2268 nucleotides long. RefSeq lists its product as uncharacterized. NCBI's taxonomy places the organism in Eukaryota, Fungi, Ascomycota, Sordariomycetes, Hypocreales, Nectriaceae. The record is from RefSeq and is a predicted model, not a curated record. The coding region runs from base 1 to 2268 and encodes 755 amino acids. The transcript is spliced from 4 exons.
AUGGCUGCCCCUCCGGCUUAUCAGGCCGUGGACGAUACACCUGCACCCGGCCCAGAUGACCUCACAGCACCAUUCACAGAUCUUCACAUCGACACCCUCCCCCAUGAACCAGACUCUAGUACCUGCCUCGCGCACCUCCGUCUUCUCUUCGCGUUUGAAGCGCUAAAAGAAGACAUUGGCUAUACAGAUGGACUCUGGGGAUUAUGGGAUACUCGUGCCGAUGGAAACAUUGUAGUCCAUGAGAAUGGCGACGUUGACGAACAUCCUGCUGCAGGGGAGUUUAACCAUGAACUAGACGAUAAGAAGAAAGCGCUGAGUAAAGUGCGUGAGAAACGAUGGGCGUUGUUUGUCGCGAGGGCUGUUGAUCGGUAUGAGGCGUGGUGGAGUUCACUUCCGAGGGAGUUGAUGCCUUUGACGGAGGGUGAUAUGGGCGAUAAGAAUUCUCCGUCUUUUGCGCAGUUUCCGGUUGGGGAGUCGCCUCGUUGGUGGGAGAAGAAGGCUCUUCCGCCUCUUGACGUGUUGAUGGUAUAUCACUCUCACAUGUUGAACCCCUACAACUUCCUCGAAGACUGUAUCCGCCAAGGCCACCGUCAAUUCUGGCAGUCCGGAAUGCCAUGGAGUCUCGUCAAUGCUGCAAUAGACGGUUCAUUCAGCUACAACGUUUCCGACGACGACAAGGCACGCUGGGUCGCCCAAACAGGUCGUCAAUGGGACAACGUCGACGACCCCCUCGUCAAGACCAUCGCCUGUCCUAACAAGAACUGCGCACAACCAUUCGACGUCCCCUGGACUACCUGCGGUCUCGACGAAACACCCAAGACCCCAGACCGACCGGGUCUAAUGGGCGCUGGCUACGGCGAUAUCAGGUUUGAGGCUCGCUGCCCAAAGUGCAAUACCCGCAUCACCAAAGAAACCCUCAGCGUCGUCAAGUUCUGCAAAGACGCGGAUAACGUCAUCUUCAAGAGUCAGCCCAUGCCUGGAACGAUGCUCUGGCCUAACAGCGGAACUCCCGUUCCUAUUACUGUGCACAAAGGAUCUUUAUUUGACCAACGCAUGUUUCCCAAUCGUAUGAUUCAGCAUGUUCUGCGCCUUCAGAUCCAGAAACUUCUUGAUUCACCGGACCCUGAAGAUCCGCCUACCAUGGAGACUGUUCGCAAGAUGAUUGAGUCUGAGGCACUUCUCAAACCAAGUGCUCUCGCCACUAUCCACGGCGAUGUCGCCAGGGGACGAAUGGGCCUUGUGCCAGCGUUCUCAAAAAUCUGUGUUCGGAAGAUGAUGUCUCGCUACUGGGAGAACUUCAGCCCCUUUGCUCUCGAUCUCUGCGGCGCUGUGAUGCGACAAGGAAUCUUUGCCGAAAAGAUGUGUAAGCUUGAUUGGCUACACUCUCCCACCGCACGCGAGACCAUGGACAGAUGCUGUUUGAAGUAUAAUCGCUUCAUGAGAAUCAUCGCCAAGAAUCCCAAGAAGACUGCCGUUCCUACCCUCGAUGUUGAUCUUGGCUGGCAUACCCAUCAACUCAUGCCACUGUCGUACUUCAUGUACACAACGAAGCGAGUGUUCAAGUAUGUGCGACAUGAUGACAAGAUUGAGGAUGAGAAGUUGAACGAUGGAUUUGAGUGGACGAGCAAGAUUUACCAAGAGAUGUUUGAUGAAGUCUACUCUGAGUGUACCUGCUGGUAUUGCGAGAGCGUGAGAGCCGCGCACGUCACAUCAAUUGGGAGAGUUCUCAAGCUCUCCCACAGCGAGAAGAUUGCCGACAAGUUUUACGAGUCUGGAGCUGCAGAUAUGUGUCCUCCUGACAACUCAGCCCAUAUCUCCUCUCACAAUGCAGUCCGAACAUCAAAUGAAGGUCUCGUCGCAGCAAGCCACGUCGAAAAAGUCCAAAAUAGACUCCGCGAGGUUCAAAACAAGCGUCUUGAAGAGAACUACCAAAAGGCCUGCAGACGCGCCGAGAAGAAAGGUCGUAAGCUUCCCCCUAAGGAUCAAUACUAUGAUCACUGGGGUUAUUCCUACUGGAUGUACGGACCUUUUAUGGCACCGGUUGUGUUUGUCCCUGUGGCGUACGCCUAUGGAGCUGCGCCUGGCUGUGCGGCUGGGAGUUGUGGAGGUAAUGCAGCUGGGGGAGGAUGUGCGGGUGGUGGAGAUGGUGGUGGUGGAUGUGCUGGGGCUGCUUGUUCUGGAGGAGGUUGUUCUGGAGGAGGAGGAUGUGGCGGCGGUGGUGGAUGCGGAGGAGGUGGUGGAGGUUGUGGUGGAGGAGGAGGUUCUUAA